AUGCACAUAAAUUUAUAUGAAUUCACUAUACCAGCAACUGCAGAGCCCGGCACAAUUAUUGGCCAGGUUCAUGCUUUUGAUCAAGACAUUACUUCUCCAAAUAAUAAAUUAUUUUAUUACAUUAUUCCAAAAAAGAAUAAUUCCUCAAUUAACUCCAUCAAUGCGGAACAAUUUUUUUCUUUAAAUUCCCAAACUGGACAAUUAAAAACAAUUUCAAAUUUAAAAAAUUUUGCUGGAAGAAUUUUAAGAUUUAGAAUUCAAGUUGUGGAUGGAGGUGUUGAUGGAAAUAAAUUAAAUAGUACAGCUGAAAUAGCUGUACACUUGGAGGGAAUUAGAAGGCAUGAAGAAAAGAAAGUGUUACCAACAACAACAACAAUAUCUUGGCAAGGAGUUGAAGAGGUAGAUGAGGAAGAAGAAGAUGAGGAAAAUGAAGAAGAGAAGGAAAAACAACAAGAAGAACAAUUAAAAGAAAACCAACAAAAUAAUAAUAAAUUAUUUUCUUCUACAGAAAAAACAACAAAAAAAUAUUUAAAAACAACAAUAGAAGAAUCAAAUAUUGAAAAUAAAAAUACUUCUAUUUCUUCUUCAACUUCUCCAAAUCAUCAAAACAAAAUUAAAUUUUCGAGUCAUUAUUUUAAUUCUUCAAUAAUGGAAGGAACUCGCCCGCCUGUUUUUCUUACAAUUUUACCUGUUAUUAAUAAACCGAGUGAUACUCGUUUUACAAUUUGUGCAAUUAGAACAGGAAAUUUAAGAGGGGCAUUUAGGUUUGGAAAAGAGAGAUAUUUUGUUUUUAAUUGA
Messenger RNA from Meloidogyne enterolobii, 798 nucleotides. The record is from the annotation of a GenBank genome assembly. NCBI's taxonomy places the organism in Eukaryota, Metazoa, Nematoda, Chromadorea, Rhabditida, Meloidogynidae.